AUGUUUUUUCGGUCGCUAUAUACCACAUUCUUCGUCCUCCUCCUCAGCUUCCUAGCUACAGCCGCACCUAUUAGCACUCGGUCGGUGCAGAUUCCUGGGUCUGACAACACACUUGAAGCUACGACUCAGACGAUAGUACAAUCGCAACCAAUCCACGAUGCAGCAUCAGUAACUGCACUUCCCCCGAGAUUCGAACUCGAAAACCAUGACACAAUACCGGGUCUCCAUAAAGCAGCAAUCGACUGGAGAGAAGAUGGGUCUGAGUCUCUCAAACUGGAAUCAGAACGUGAGGCCGGGUUUCUUCCGAGUUCUCAUCAUGAGAGGUAA
Penicillium expansum is the source of this 327-nucleotide messenger RNA. RefSeq lists its product as uncharacterized. The record is from RefSeq and is a predicted model, not a curated record. Lineage: Eukaryota; Fungi; Ascomycota; Eurotiomycetes; Eurotiales; Aspergillaceae. The transcript has a single exon. Bases 1 to 327 code for a protein of 108 amino acids.